AUGGGUAAUCUUUGUUUGGGAUCUAUUCACGGAGAGAAACAAGAGAAGCUUUCUAUCAGAGGGCGUGAUGUUCCAGGCCCUAUUCCUGAUGUUGGUACAGACGGGAAGGAAGUGGCAAGUGUGUGGCUGUCGGAGCAGACAGGUCCGGACCCGUCUGACCCUGGGGCAGGUGUGACGUGUGGAGAGCGAGGUCCUUCUCUGAGUCUCUGUGAUGUCACAUGUUGGUGUUGGCUUCGGGUCCGCACAGUCCCCCUGUGCCUGGGAGAGGGGGAGGUCCUACACGGGCACAGCCGGAGCAAGUGCCGCAGUCCAGGGUCUUCAGCGCUGCGUCUGUGCCAAGUGCCCUCUCUGGAGCGGGUAGUGUGA
This is a messenger RNA of Knipowitschia caucasica, 366 nucleotides long. The record is from the annotation of a GenBank genome assembly. NCBI's taxonomy places the organism in Eukaryota, Metazoa, Chordata, Actinopteri, Gobiiformes, Gobiidae.